Molecule: messenger RNA, 666 nt
Organism: Aspergillus calidoustus
Lineage: Eukaryota; Fungi; Ascomycota; Eurotiomycetes; Eurotiales; Aspergillaceae
Source: the annotation of a GenBank genome assembly
AUGACUCUUCCCCAAGUAACAACAACAAGCCCCCAACCACCCACUCAACCCAAUACCACCAACAGCAACACCACCACAACCCAAGGCCCCACCCCCGCCAUCCCCCCCUCAUCCAUAUCCCUAUCCACAUCCCAAACAUCAGACCCCAAACAAACCGCCGAAGCCAAAUCCGCCUUUACAGCAUCCCUGCACUCCCUCGGCGCAAACUACACGACCGAGCUCGUUGAGCGCGCCAAAGUCCUACACUCGAACCAGGGCGCGCUCUCCGCGCAGGAGGAAAACCUCGCCAAGACGACCGAGGCCCUGCGGAAGCAGAAUGACGCCUGGGAGGGUAUCGCGGAGGAUGCGCGGAAGGGCCUAAAGGAGAUUGGGGACGUGCAGAAUUGGGCGGAGGUUAUUGAGCGGGAGCUUUUGGUUCUUGAGGAGACGUUGAGGAUUGCGGAGGAGGAGGAGGAGGAGAGGGAGGAGGACAGGGUUAGGGCUGAAGAGCGCGGGCGAGAGCGAGGGAGGUAUGAGAGUUUGAGUGAGGAUGAAGAGGGUAGAGGGGUGGAUGGGCACGGGCUUGGAAAUGGGAAGGUUGAUGAGGAGGAGGGGCAGAAGGGGAAUAAGGGGAAGGGGAAGGAGCCUGCGACAGAGACGAAGAAGGGGUGGUUUGGGUGGUGGUGA